AUGUCGAGGCGCAAGCAGGCGAAGCCGCAGCACAUCAACUCGGAGGAGGACCAGGGCGAGCAGCCGCCGCAGCAGCCGGCCCCGGAGUUUGCAGAUGCGGCCCCAGCGGCGCCGGCGGCGGGGGAACCGGGUGCCCCAAUGAGCCAGCUGGGGGCUGGUGACGAAGCACAUGAGGACAGAGUGCCCGGGAAGCGGCCACGGAGGGAAGAAACCCACGUCUGUGAGAAGUGCUGCGCUGAAUUCUUCAGCCACUCCGAGUUCUUGGAGCAUAAGAAAAAUUGCACUAAGAAUCCCCCUGUCCUCAUCAUGAGCGACAGCGAGGGGCCAGUGCCUUCAGAAGACUUCUCCGGAUCGGUCCUCAGUCCCAGCCCCAGAGACGGUCCCGGGGACCCGAAGGAGAAGCUGGGUGCCGAGUCUGUCAUCUACCUGAAGGCAGAGAGCGCCCUGCCCCCCACCUCCCCGGACAUAAGCUAUUUACCCAAAGGUAAAGUGGCCAACACUAACGUGACACUGCAGGCGCUGCGUGGCACCAAGGUGGCCGUGAACCAGCGGAGCGUGGAUGCGCCACCGGCCCCCGUGCCGGGUGCCAACAGCAUCCCCUGGGUCCUGGAGCAGAUCCUCUGCCUGCAGCAGCAGCAGCUCCAGCAGAUCCAGCUCACCGAGCAGAUCCGCAUCCAGGUGAACAUGUGGGCCUCGCACGCUCUGCACUCUGGCGUGGCCGGUACCGACGCCUUGAAAACCUUGGGCAGUCACGUGUCCCAGCAGGUGUCUGCGGCCGUGGCGCUGCUCAGCCAGAAGGUUGGCAGUCAGGGUCUGUCACUGGAGGCCUUGAAACAAGGCAAGCUACCUCACCCUGGCAUCCCGGCCACGGCUGCUGCCACCACUGCCUCCUCCCUGCCCUCGGGGCUCACCCCCUUCGCCCUCAAGGCCGACGGGGCCCGGGUGCUGCCCGGCGUCGUGUCCCGCCUCCCCAGCGCUUUGCUACCUCAGGCUCCCAGCUCUACGCUCUUCCAGAGUCCUUUCUCCACUGUGUCGCUAGACCCGUCCAAGAAGGGCAAGGGGAAGCCCCCGAACGUCUCCACGGUGGAAGUCAAAGCCAGAGACGAGGCCGGGCUCUACAAGCACAAGUGUAAGUACUGUAGCAAGGUUUUUGGGACUGAUAGUUCCCUGCAGAUCCACGUACGCUCCCAUACUGGAGAGAGACCCUUCAUGUGCUCUGUCUGUGGUCACCGCUUCACCACCAAGGGCAACCUCAAAGUGCACUUUCACCGACACCCCCAGGUGAAGGCCAACCCCCAGCUCUUUGCCGAGUUCCAGGACAAAAUGGUGGCAGGCACUGGCAUCCCCUAUACACUCUCAGUCCCCGUCCCGGUUGACCAGUCGAGUCUCCCCGUAGACAGCAAGCCUGUCCUUGUGGUGGGGACUCCCUCCGUUGGGCUACCUGCCAGUCUCUCUUCAGGGACUAACCCCAAGGACCUCCUGGGUGCCCCGUUGCCUGCUGACCUGCAGCCUGGGCCUUCUCCCGAGAGCGAGGGUGGGCCUACGCUAGCUGGGGUGGGGCCCAACCACAUCUCCUCCAGGGUUGGUGGCUUCCCAGGGAGCGGGGUCCCCGAGCCAGGGUCUGAGACCCUGAAGCUGCAGCAGCUGGUGGAGAACAUCGACAAGGCCACCACCGACCCCAACGAGUGUCACGUCUGCCACCGAGUUUUAAGCUGCCAAAGCUCCCUCAAAAUGCAUUACCGCACCCACACCGGGGAGAGACCCUUCCAGUGUAAGAUCUGUGGCCGGGCUUUUUCUACCAAAGGCAACUUGAAGACGCACCUGGGUGUCCACCGGACCAACUCGUCGGUCAAGCCGCAGCACUCGUGCCCCAUCUGCCAGAAGAAGUUCACCAACGCUGUGCUGCUGCAGCAGCACAUCCGCAUGCAUAUGGGCGGCCAGAUCCCCAACACGCCCCUGGCAGAGAGCCCCUGCGACGUCGGGGCCCCUGAGCCUGCCCCGGGCAGCGAGAACGGCCGUACCGGGGCCGUCUGCCACGACAACCUCGAGAGCAUUGAUGUGGGUGAAGUCAGCCCUCAGGAUGUGCCCAGCGCUUCCUCGAAGGUCUCCACACCACUUGCCAGUGUCCACUCGGCCUCUCCCACUCUGGGCUUCCCUGUGCUGGCCUCCCUGGACACCCCAGGGAGAGUGGGUACAGCCCCUCUCGGCCUGCAGCGGCAGAGCAGCCGGGAGAAUGGCUCGGUGGAGAGUGAUGGCCUGACCAACGAUUCAUCCUCGCUGAUGGGAGACCAAGAGUAUCAGAGCCGAAGCCCGGAUGCUGUGGAACCCACGUCUUUCCAGGCGCUCUCGCCAGCCAAUAGCCAAGCCGAGAGCAUCAAGUCCAAGUCUCCCGAUGCUGGGGGCAAAGCCGAGAGCUCCGAGAGCAGCCGCCCUGAGAUGGAAGGUCGGAGCAGCCUCCCAUCAUCGACAUUCAUCCGAACGCAGCCCACCUAUGUCAAGGUUGAAGUUCCCGGCACAUUUGUGGGUCCCUCAACCCUGUCCCCAGGCACAACGACGCCUCUGAUGGUGGCCCAGCCGCGCCGACAGGCCAAGCAGCAUGGCUGCACGCGCUGUGGGAAGAACUUCUCGUCUGCAAGUGCUCUGCAGAUCCACGAGCGAACUCACACGGGGGAGAAGCCUUUUGUGUGCAACAUCUGUGGCCGUGCGUUCACCACCAAGGGCAACCUGAAGGUGCACUACAUGACACACGGGGCCAACAACUCGGCCCGCCGUGGAAGGAAGCUGGCCAUCGAGAACACCAUGGCACUGUUAGGAAACGACGGGAAGAGAGUCUCCGAGAUGUUUCCCAAGGAGAUCCUGGCCCCGGCAGUGAAUAUGGACUCCGUCCUGUGGACCCAGUACGCCAGCAUGCUCAACGGCGGCGUGGCCAUGAAGACCAACGAGAUCUCGGUGAUCCAGAGCGGGGGCAUCCCCCCACUGCCCGUCUCCCUGGGGGCCAGCUCUGUGGUGAAUAACGCCGCCGUCUCCAAGAUUGAUGGCUCCCAGUCGGGCACCAGUGCUGAUGUGGAAAAGCCUGGUGCUACCGACGCUGUGGCCAAACACCAGUUCCCUCACUUCCUGGAGGAAAACAAGAUUGCAGUCAGCUAAACCCGAGCGACCACGGUGGAGGGACAAGUGCAGAGAAGGAAAUCUGUGUCCCCAGAGGUGACCAGCCGAGU
Ochotona curzoniae (black-lipped pika) is the source of this 3218-nucleotide messenger RNA. It is a transcript of the gene SALL4, whose product is annotated as spalt like transcription factor 4. The transcript is spliced from 4 exons. NCBI's taxonomy places the organism in Eukaryota, Metazoa, Chordata, Mammalia, Lagomorpha, Ochotonidae. Gene Ontology annotation, cellular component: nucleus. The coding region runs from base 1 to 3147 and encodes 1048 amino acids. Gene Ontology annotation, biological process: regulation of transcription by RNA polymerase II. Gene Ontology annotation, molecular function: RNA polymerase II cis-regulatory region sequence-specific DNA binding; DNA-binding transcription factor activity, RNA polymerase II-specific. The record is from RefSeq and is a predicted model, not a curated record.